UACUCUCCCUCUCCCCGAUCCCCACCCCACCCUCAGCACGAAACUUUCCUCUCUAGGGUUUCCCGUCCGAUCCCUCUCGUCCGUACCAGGUAAAUCUUCCAGCCCAUCCGCUCCCCUGGCCGAUCCGAUCCGAGGAUUCCAACCCUCGCGCCUCCAUCCUGAAACUUGCUCCAAUUUUUCUUGCGGAGUUUCAUCCAGUAUAGUCGCCUGGAUCGCUCACGAUUCCUCGUCGUCUUUUUUUUGGGAAGGAUUUUCGGAUUAUUUUGGGGAGAUAAAGUUUGUUUGAUCGGAGCAACCACCGAUUCGCUUAUAGGGUUCGGUCGUCUGUGAGUGAAUCUGUACGUAGCGAGCGUUAUUGGCUUUUUGCGCAACGUUGGUGUGUUAAUUGGAGGUUAAAGAAUUGUAGCUGUUUGAGGCGGCAAGCGCUUGGGAAAGGAGGAAGUGUUUGUGAGCCAUGGAUAAGGGACUCUUCGCCAAUGAUGGCUCCUUCUUGGAGAGGUUCAAGCAGAUGCAGCAGGAGAUGAAGGAGAAGGAGAAGGCUGCCGCUGCAGCAGCCUCAUCCGCAGCGCCUAAGCCUGUGAACCCCAAGCAGGGGGUUGCGGUGGCAGCAAACAAGAGGCCAUUCGAACUGAAGGCUGGGCCAGUCGGCUCAGGUGGAAAGCUGGCCUUCAGCCUGAAGAAGGCCAAGGUCACGGUCACACCUGUUUUUGCAGCCGAUGAUGAGGAUGAGGAUGCGGCAGAUGUGGAGAAGGAGGAGCCUGCCAAGCGCCAGAAGUCUGUGCAAGCUGGUGCUCUUGUGGCGGCUGCCCCAACAGGGGCUGUUGCCCCAACACCACCAAAUGAUAUGACAGUGCGGCAAGUUGCUGACAAAUUAGCAAGCUUUGUUGCCAAAAAUGGCAGACAGUUUGAGAAUAUCACACGUCAAAGGAAUCCUGGAGACACACCAUUCAAAUUUUUAUUUGAUAAGCACUGUUCAGACUACAAAUAUUAUGAGUUUUGGCUUGCUGAAGAGGAAAGGGUUCUUGCUCAGUCAAAGGAGGCUGAAGCACCAAAAAAUGCUAACUCUAGCAUUGCAAGCUCCAAAGCACCAGCUGGUCCGCAUAGAAGCUCAUUUGAACAAAAGUCUAACUAUCAAACACCCGCGUCAGCUUUGUAUGGUGCAUAUGAGGGUAGUUCUUCCCAGGGUAGCUCAUCUAGUUACAGUGAUCCCAAUAUGUCUGCACCCUCAGAUCCUGUAGCCUUGAUGGAAUUCUACAUGAAGAAGGCUGCACAGGAAGAACGGAAGAGGCCACCAAGGCAGUCGAAAGAUGAAAUGCCGCCACCUCCUUCUCUUCAAGGACCUCCUAAGAAGGGACACCACAUGGGUGACUUCAUUCCUCCAGAAGAACUUGAAAAGUUUAUGUCACGCUGUAAUGAUGCUGCAGCACAAAAGGCUACGAAAGAAGCUGCCGAAAAGGCUAAGAUUCAGGCAGACAAUAUUGGGCACAAACUUCUAUCUAAGAUGGGCUGGAGGGAAGGUGAGGGUCUUGGCAGCGAGCGAAGGGGCCGUGCAGAUCCCAUUAUGGCUGGAGAUGUGAAAAAGGACCAUCUUGGUGUUGGUGCAGUCCAGCCUGGUGAGGUCUCAGCUGAAGAUGACAUCUACGAGCAAUACAAGAAGCGAAUGAUGCUUGGAUACCGUUAUAGGCCGAACCCUCUGAACAAUCCCAGGAAACAAUACUACUGACACAUGAGGUGUUCAUAUCUGAGGGGAGAUGUAAGGCACCAAUUUGCUGCAUUUUUUGCUAACAGAACUAACUAGUGGCAGGAGAUAUCACUAACAGCGUUGUAAGUUUUGUUCAUCAGCAGAAAAGCCAAGAAGUUCAUUUAUUCAGCAUAUAUCUUGGAAUGACACAAAUCUGAGGCUUCCCGGGGUUCUCCAGUAGCUUUGGUAUUGUGUAGUGUUCAUCUAUUUUGGUUUGAAUACACUAUUAUUUGUGGACAUGUUUUAAUGUACAUCAUGUUUGGAAUAGUGACUUGUUGCUCUCAAGUAGGAUGACGGACAAAUUUCCUGGUUAUCCAACUUCUGUCUGAACUUUUUUCAGUUCAAAUAUAUUUCUUAUUUUGGUCA
This is a messenger RNA of Phragmites australis (common reed), 2107 nucleotides long. RefSeq names its product SURP and G-patch domain-containing protein 1-like protein. Gene Ontology annotation, biological process: RNA processing. The transcript has 8 exons. Bases 455 to 1723 code for a protein of 422 amino acids. Gene Ontology annotation, cellular component: nucleoplasm. The record is from RefSeq and is a predicted model, not a curated record. Gene Ontology annotation, molecular function: RNA binding. NCBI's taxonomy places the organism in Eukaryota, Viridiplantae, Streptophyta, Magnoliopsida, Poales, Poaceae.